This is a messenger RNA of Cladocopium goreaui, 1088 nucleotides long. Lineage: Eukaryota; Dinophyceae; Suessiales; Symbiodiniaceae. The record is from the annotation of a GenBank genome assembly.
CCAACCUCGGCAUGUGGCGCGGUCCUCGUUUCUUUUCCAAUGCCGGUCCCUUGGAACGUUCCGCCUCAUGGACGUUGCGGGAGCCGGCGCUCUUCGACCCCGGCGGGGGACCCACCGUGGCGCAUACCCUGGAGGUCAGCAAGCGCCCAGAAGACCUGCGUCUGGUGGCGGCCGCGGCCAAGGGUGAUCUGAGGGCGGUGGAGGCAGCACUACCGGAGGCCGUGGUGGAAGCACAUGUGCGACUUCCAGGAUUUCUUCGCGCGACCACAGCGCUGCAUGCAGCCAGUUCUGCCGGCGCCGUGGCGGUGGUCCAGCGCUUGCUCGAAGCUCGCAGCGCGGUUGCAGGGGGUCAUGGACAACUGCGGGCCUUGACCCCACUGCAUGAUGCUGGGACCGAGGAGGUCGCCUUACUGCUGAUGGCUGCACAUGCCAACCCAUGGGCCAACGACCCGCGUGAGCCGGAUCCGGCCUGGUAUCAUGAGCAGCGCAACCGCCAUGCCAUUGCACAGUUGAUUCGCCAGCGCCGGAGCGAUGCGGCUGUGGAGGAGUCGGCAUCGAGUGCAUCGCAGGCUGCGCUGCCUGUGCUGCCACUGUCUUCUCAAGAGUUGCAAAGUGUGCGAAGCUCAUUCUUGGCCAAGGGCUCGGCUGUACUGGAGCUUUGUGAACUUGAUCCGGAAAGCGCAGAGUGUUCCAUUUGUAUGGUGGAAAUGGUUGCUGAAGAUGAUGUUCUUUGUCUACCUUGUGGUGCAUCUCCAUCUUCAGAACUAAAGUCGGGUUGUCGCCCACAUGCGUUUCACUUAAAGUGUUUGGAAAAGUGGCUGUUGACCAAAGCGGGGGCCUGUCCCAUUUGUCGACACAGCCUCCGUGGAAAGCGUAAAACACGCAGUGCACCUGCACGAACUCGAGAGAUUGAAAUCCCAAGUCUUCAGUCUGUUCAACUGCAGCCCUUGCAACCGCUGGCGCAGCCACUACAGCCGCUGCAGCCGUUGAGUCGAGUGCCCGUGGCAAAGCCCCGGACUCGAAGUGCGCGACAUCGCUCUGGGCUGCCACUUCCAGAGAUUGAAACCCGAGCCCUGCUGCGGUGAAAA